AAGCCUCAGGAACUGAAACUUGAAGGCUUGAGUUUUAGCGAACACUCAAUACCUUCUGGAAUGGCGUCUUCGAGUAAUGUCUUCAAAUAUCCUCCUCGUCUUUAUGCAGAAGGAAAAUCACCUUUGCAACAUAGAAGCAUGAACCACAAUUGUUAUCUGUCCAAGAUUGGUCAAAUCAGAGAAGGAUUAGGUAUUGAUUUGUGGGAUAAAUUGGAGAAAUCAUCACUAGGUGUGUUUAUCAAGCUAGCUGAACUAGAGUACACAUGGGCUACCAAGAAAGUACAUUUAUUCCUCACAAAUCAGUUGAAAGUGGAUAACUUUCAUGAGAUAUGGUCUAUGAUUAAUGGUAGACCAGUCCGGUUCUCCUUAAAUGAGUUUGCUGCUAUAACAGGACUGAAUUGCGAUCCAUUUGACCCAUCGGAAAAGUUUGAAGCUGAUCACCGUGGGAGGCAAUGA
Arabidopsis lyrata subsp. lyrata is the source of this 456-nucleotide messenger RNA. RefSeq lists its product as uncharacterized. Bases 61 to 456 code for a protein of 131 amino acids. The record is from RefSeq and is a predicted model, not a curated record. Lineage: Eukaryota; Viridiplantae; Streptophyta; Magnoliopsida; Brassicales; Brassicaceae. The transcript has 2 exons.